GUUCGAGUAGACUGGACAAUGUCAUGCCUCAAGCUACGGAGAGUACAACGACGCGUGGAGAAAUGAAACAGCGCGGGAGUCGCCAGCCAAAAUAAUUUUUUGGCACGCGAAGAGCAAUAGCCUUGUGAAGUCACAGUAAACCUGCAGUUUUAUUUUGUCAAGUUCAUUGCAGGUCAUGUUUCGCUAUACGUUUCAGUAUGCGACGAAAACAAGAAUAGUUAGAGGCUUAUGCUUCAGACGUGGACUACACAAUCCUGCCAGUGGCUGGAAUGCUGUCAUUGGACUCGAAAUUCAUGCUCAAAUCGAUUCGCAAACGAAGUUAUUCUCUGAUUCUCUUACGUCGUUCAAUGCGCCAGUGAACUCGAAUAUCUCCGUCGUUGAUGCUGCCUUUCCUGGUGUUCAACCCACCCUCAAUGAAAAAUGCGUGGAACUUGCUGUCAGAACGGCAAUAGCGUUAGGCAGUACAAUCAACAAACGGUCGACCUUUGACAGAAAGCAUUACUUUUACCCUGAUUUACCGCAAGGCUAUCAAAUCACUCAACAUCACAAACCGGUUUCUCAGGGCGGAGAGCUCGUAUUAGCCACGCACGACGGUGUACCUGAGCCAAUGCAAGUUCGAAUUGAGCAGAUACAACUGGAACAGGAUACCGGCAAGAGCAUACACGACAUGCGUCCGGAUAUGACACUUCUUGACUUGAACAGAGCCGGGUCUGGGUUGAUGGAAAUUGUCACUAAGCCAGACAUGAGAUCUGCUCUGCAAGCCGGCCAAUUUGUCAAGAAAUUACAAGCUUUGCUUAGAUGUGUUGGGUCAUCCAACGCUAACAUGGAAGAGGGAUCACUUCGGUGCGACGUGAACGUUUCUGUACAUAAAGAGGGUGACUCAUGGGGUACACGCUGCGAACUGAAGAACCUUAAUAGCGUACGAUUUUUGUCAGCAGCCAUAGAGGCUGAAGUUCAACGGCAGAUAAAAGUACUGGAGAAUGGUGGUAUCAUCGAACAAGAAACGCGUGGCUAUGAUGUUGAACAAGGCAAAACGUUUCGUUUACGCGGUAAAGAGACUGCGCGUGACUAUCGUUACAUGCCAGAAACCGACUUGCCGUCACUCAUUUUGACACAAGAGUACAUCGACGCCUUGCGUAACAGUAUGCCAGAACUCCCCGAUGCCAAACGGGAGCGAUUAAUGCAGCAAUAUAACUUAUCAGAUCAUGACGCAGCGGUUCUGUUAUCUGAAUCGAACGCUGCUGAAUAUUUCGAAACGGUUUGUCAAGGAAGACCUCCCAAGCUUGUUGUAAAUUGGACAACACAUGAAUUAUUUGGACAAUUGGCUAGUAAAAACAUUCCUUUCACUGUCAAUCCUGUAUCUACAGACCAACUCGGAUCUGUACUAGACCUUAUCCAAUCAGGCUCAAUAACAGGCAUGACGGCCAAAAACGUGCUCAAAAUCAUGAUAGACGAGGCCGGAAGUCGGCUAGCAUCCGACAUAGUGGAAGAGAGAGGUUGGAAAAAAGUUGGUGAUGAAUUGACUUUAAGGGAAAUGUGCCAACAUUUGAUGGAUAAGAAUCCCGACAAGGUUGCAAGUAUCAGAAGCGGUAACACCAAGUUGGCAACGUGGCUUAUAGGUCAGAUAAUGCGAGAUACACGAGGGCUAGCUGAUCCAGUGACGCUGAACAAGGUGCUGGAAGAAGCUCUUGGCGUGAAAUUAGAUGAUUUAAAUAAUGUUAGCCACAGUAAAGGCAAGAAAUCCAAGAAGAAAGGACAAUAAAAAGCAUGCAGCCUGACGAUAUGCUUCAGCAGCAAAGAGGGAACAGAAAAAAAAAAAAAAAAAAGCAGAGCAGCGUAAUUUGUGCCAAUGUAACACCAAGCCUUUAAGCAACGUGGCGGUUGUAAAAGCUUACGGACCGCUGACGAUGUUCCAUAUUGGGCAAACUAAUGUGGAGUGAAUCCCAGUCUGCGCUUGAUAGAACAUGUUCGGCGGGGAGAGAAGAAGCAUAGGGCCACGCCGACAGAUGCCAGGUUAGGGAUUUCUGACAGCUUGCAUUAGCAAAGAAGUCUGUAAAAAAUUAGGAGAUAUGUCAAGCCAAUCAUGUCAUGCAUCAAAACAUCGGAAAUCCAU
This is a messenger RNA of Umbelopsis ramanniana AG, 2113 nucleotides long. RefSeq lists its product as uncharacterized. Gene Ontology annotation, biological process: mitochondrial translation; glutaminyl-tRNAGln biosynthesis via transamidation. Bases 176 to 1762 code for a protein of 528 amino acids. The transcript is spliced from 12 exons. Lineage: Eukaryota; Fungi; Mucoromycota; Umbelopsidomycetes; Umbelopsidales; Umbelopsidaceae. Gene Ontology annotation, molecular function: glutaminyl-tRNA synthase (glutamine-hydrolyzing) activity. The record is from RefSeq and is a predicted model, not a curated record.